UCAUUUCCGACAGGCUUGUACACUGAGAGGUGUGACGCUUCCCUCCACAGUUCAAGCCUUACUUCUGCUGUUGAGUGUUGACAGUCUUUGAGGACACGGAGCUUCUCCUGUGUCAUGGCACUAAACGAAACGUGUGACGAUUCUUUGACGUUGACAGACCCGUCCCUCAGUGUCGCUAUAUGAGCUUUUCAGCUGCAGGUGUAUGGGAAGUUGACGAAAUGGCAGUUAAGUCCUUGCUCUGAGGGCGCUGCUCACCGAGCUGCUAACGACGGCUAGCAGCGUAGGAGAUGGACGGUCUGUUCGAGAAAACAGAGGCGGAGCGAGAAGAUACAUUGGAACGUUCAGAGCAGAAGACGCUGCUCAAUGCCGCGGUGACGCCUGAAGUCAGGCCGCACACUGCAGACGGCCAUCAACUGUUUGCCAUUAAAAAAGAGGUUCCACCUGAGCACCAGUGGCUGUCCAGUGUGGACCAGGAGAAGCCAGAGCACCCCCACAUUAAAGAGGAAGAGGAGGAAGUGUGGAUCAAACAGGAGGAGGCUGAUAUCAUUGCAGUCACUGUGAAGAGUGAAGAUGAAGAGGAGCCUGAGUCCUCAAAGCAUCAUCAGAGUCACAUUGUGGAGAACAGAGAGGAGUUUGUAGGACCAGAACCAGCCGAAAACUCAGGUUUAGAUGGAUUUUUAGAACCAGAAACUGAGGACAGAGCUGAAGACUCUUCUGAGACUGAAGACAGCGAGGAUGAUUGGAAGGAGACCAGUGAAUCACGAAGCUUAAAGACAGUAAAAAAUAAAACAGUGUCCAGUGAUACGACAGGAAUCACUGAUUGGAAAUUUGGCUGUUCUGAAUGUGGUAAAAGAUUUGCCUAUCAGUCACUUCUGCUGAGACAUCAGAACACUCAUUUUGGAGCGAAACCAUUUAGUUGCUCUGAGUGUGGUAAAAGAUUUACUGAAAAGAGUAGUCUAAGGAAACAUGAGAAAAUUCAUACAGGAGAUAAACAAUUUCAUUGCUCUGAGUGCGGUAAAGGAUUUGUCCAAAAGGGCAAUCUGAUGAAACAUGAGAAAAUUCAUACAGGAGAGAAACCAUAUAGUUGCUCUGAGUGUGGCAAAAGAUUUAUCCAAAAGGGAAAUCUGAGGUCACAUGAAAAAAUGCAUGCAGGAGAGAAACCAUUUAGUUGCUCCGAGUGUGGUAAAAGAUUUGCCCAUAAAUCAUUUCUGCUCAGACAUGUGAACACUCAUUUUGGGGCCAAACCGUUUAGUUGCCCUGAGUGUGGUAAAAGAUUUUCUCAUAAGAGCAGUCUGAAGAAACAUGAGAAAAUUCACUCAGGAGAGAAACCAUUUAGUUGCACCGAGUGUGGCAAAAAAUUCAUUGAAAAGAGCAAUCUGAGAAAACAUGAAAAAGUUCAUACAGGAGAGAAACCAUUUAGUUGCUCCAAGUGCGAUAAAAGAUUUAGCCAUGAGUGCUACUUGAGGUCACAUGAAAAUAAUCAUUCAGGAGAGAAACGGUUUUGUUGUUCUGAGUGUGGUAAGAAAUUUUUCCAAAUGAAGCAUUUGCGGUUACAUGAGAAAAUUCAUAAAGGAGGGAAACCAUUUAGUUGCCCUGAGUGUGAUAAAAAAUUCACUCAGAAGAGCAGUCUGAGGUCCCAUGAGAAAAUUCACACUGGGGAAAAACCAUUUAGUUGCUCCGAGUGUGACAAAUGUUUUAUAGAAAAUAGAAAACUAAGGAAACAUUAUGAGAGAAUUCAUACCGCAGAUAAACAGUUUCUUGGCUCCGAGUGUGGGAAAAUAAUCAAAAAGAGCAAGUCGACAAAAGAUGAGAAAAAUCAUGUAGGAGAGAAACCAUUUAGUUGCAGUGAGUGUGGUAAAAGAUUUAAGGAAAGAAGCAAUCUGAGGAAACAUGAAAAAAUUCAUACAGGAGAGAAACCAUUUAGUUGCACAGUUUGUGGUAGAGGAUUUCUCAAAAAAAGUAAUCUGAUGUCACAUGAAAAAAUUCAUACAAGAGAGAAACCAUUUAGUUGCUCAGUUUGUGGUAAAAGGUUUACUGAGAAGAAAACUCUCACAAUACACAUGUCAAUCCACACUGGGGAAAAACUCUUCAGCUGCAGAGUGUGUAAUAAACGCUUUACAUGGCAUUGUCAGCUCAAAAAACAUAAAUGUGCAGGCGAUACCUCAGAACUUGAUCAGAGUCAGAUUGAGAGGACCGGACAGGACCAGGACCAGUCGGGAUCUCAGGAUCAAAUUCCUCUUUUCCACCAAAGUGAACCUGGUGCUAAUGCUGGAGUGGUGCUCGUGGUUUUUCAGAAUUGGUUCAAUGUCGGAACCGUUUAAUAACACGUCAUGUUGUCAUGGCAUACAUCAGUGUUCUCCAAACUCCUUUCUUGGGCCCAACUUUUUAUAAAGAAUUGUGUCCACACCAUCUGCAUGAUACCAGCUGUCAAUCACAAUGGUGUCCACUCAUGUGUGCCAUGCCUAAAUGGAAGCAUAUAGUAAUUUAUACAACUGACAACAGGUACUAUUAAAGAGUUCAGCCUAUUAACUCCUCAGGAAUGUGUUUACUAAAUCAAGAGAAAUGUAGACACUCAUAUUCUUCUAUUCAAACUUAGUUCUAUUUGUAACCAGCACAAUUGCACAAUUGACAUUUUUGUAUUAGGCACUUUUUCUGAUAAGUGUAUGUAAAUAACUUAAUUUUCUCCUUGUGUUUUUGAGUAAAUCUUUCGUGGGUACCAACCCCAACAUGGGGAAUGACUGUGAACUCCAUUUGAAUGGAGGUCUUAUGGGAAAAUUACUAUUCUCAUUUGAAUUAGAGCGUCAGUAAACAUUUUUCUGAGGAGUUCAUUGCUAUUUACAUUACUUCAAUAACACAUGAUGUCAAUUUUGUAAAUUUGGAUUUAUUUAUUUUUUUGAAAAUGACUUGAAUACUCUGUUAAUGCCAAAUACCAGCACAAUGUCAACAGUGGCAGUGUUACACAGAUAAAUGUGUGUGGUGACUCCAUCAUACAAAGCAGGUAGGGACAUGGCUGGAAAGCAGCAGUGGCUUGGGAGAGUGUAACCCGGUUCCAAAUGAGCGAUUAGAAAUGUAGUUGAGUCCGAGUCGAGUCACUAGUCACCAGGUCAAGUCCUCAGUGUUGCUAGUUAAAAAAUGUUGACUCUUGAUAAUACAUGUAGCCCCUUACUUACAGUGACCCUGUGACAGAUUUGCUUCUUCAGUUGUUCGGGAACAGGUUGGUUGUUGGGUCGUGUUACUGGUGACUCCUGACGCUGUCAGAUUUGUUGCACUGACUGCUAUGAUUCUUAAAUUCAUGUUAAAUUCUGCUCGACAUGAUAGUCAGUUCUGGAACUGGUUCUGUCACAUUGGCUGGACUUUUUAUUUUAUAUAUGUGGAUAUUAACCCUCAAUAUUACUGCUCAUGUCUACUCAGUUUGUGCUGAACAGAACGCAGAUGCAUUAUUUGUUUAAAACACCUUAAAUAUUUGAAAUUACACCACUACAAAAAUCCUAUAACGACAGAAAAGCCGUUCUUACCAAUGAAUAUGUCUGAGUCCUUUGGCUAACAUUGGCUGGCAAAGCAUGGUUCUCUUCAUCAAAGCAUAUACACUUUCAAAUGCUAUUAUUUUUGCUUUUUUGAUGUGGUUUUUAAAUGCCUGUUUUGUUAAAAACAGAAUCUGUUUCUUGUUUUUAGCCUCAAUGAUAACUACUACUGCAGCUUCAGCUCCUUAAUUUCCCUACAUUGUGGUUUUGCUGCAAUAACAACGUUUUAGGCUCAUAAAAACAACCAGACCUGUGAGGCGUUAGGCUAUGUUCACUCAGCUCUCUUUAGCUCUCAUGCAGUUCUUUUUACUUUGCUGUGGGAUAACCCAACUACUUAAACGAAUAACCAAUCUGUAGAGUGCAGUCAUGUUAUUACACUUACCUGAUUUAUUGGAUGAAUUUCACAAUAACUAAAAAAUAACAUUUUGCCUAAAUAUUACGAUCAUUUAUCUGACCCAAUAUUAUCGUGCAUCUCCAUUUAGAGAUAGAUCUAGUUCAGGUUUCGUAGUCAAACUAUGGAACGAAUGAACUGAUAGGAUCUGUACAUCUCUGUUGAAUAUUAAAAAAAGCUUUAAAAUGUAAAAUAUUGAAGGAAUCAUUUUGUUCUUUUAUUUAUCUUUCAUACCGCUGAUGUCUCAUGGACUAUUUAGGAGAGGCACAAAUUAGCUUUUGCCUUCAGCCUGUUCCCGUUAUUGGUUUGUGAUUGUACUGGAGUGUGUAGUGUGAAAUGGAUCUGUGUAAAAGUUUUUAGUCAUUUUUAAUGCUUUGCCCUUAUUAGUGUUUAACAUAAAAUAAACAUUUUCCAUUGUG
Solea senegalensis (Senegalese sole) is the source of this 4331-nucleotide messenger RNA. RefSeq names its product oocyte zinc finger protein XlCOF6-like. Gene Ontology annotation, molecular function: RNA polymerase II transcription regulatory region sequence-specific DNA binding; DNA-binding transcription factor activity, RNA polymerase II-specific. The record is from RefSeq and is a predicted model, not a curated record. Gene Ontology annotation, biological process: regulation of transcription by RNA polymerase II. The transcript is spliced from 2 exons. NCBI's taxonomy places the organism in Eukaryota, Metazoa, Chordata, Actinopteri, Pleuronectiformes, Soleidae. The coding region runs from base 288 to 2321 and encodes 677 amino acids. Gene Ontology annotation, cellular component: nucleus.